This is a messenger RNA of Camelus dromedarius (Arabian camel), 2790 nucleotides long. RefSeq names its product presenilin 2 (gene PSEN2). Gene Ontology annotation, cellular component: neuromuscular junction; mitochondrial inner membrane; lysosomal membrane. The record is from RefSeq and is a predicted model, not a curated record. Gene Ontology annotation, molecular function: aspartic endopeptidase activity, intramembrane cleaving. The coding region runs from base 831 to 2228 and encodes 465 amino acids. Lineage: Eukaryota; Metazoa; Chordata; Mammalia; Artiodactyla; Camelidae. Gene Ontology annotation, biological process: protein processing; Notch receptor processing; intracellular signal transduction. The transcript is spliced from 14 exons.
CGUAAGCCGUGGGAACGUCUAAGAGAGUUUCCUCACCUCAGCAAACCCUUCCCUGGGAAGACUGGAAAUGCCCCAGGGGUCAGGAGAGCUCUGGCAGGUAGCCAUGGGACCAUGGGAAGUGGCCUGUUUAAUACUGACACCACCCUUUUUGAGGGAGCCCUGAGAAAUAAAAUGAACGAAUAUAACAAAACAGAAACAGACUCACAGAUACAAAGAACAAACUAGUGUUAUGGGAGGGGGAGGGGAUUAAGAGGUACAAACUACUACGUAUAAAAUAAAUGAUACAAAAAUGCAAUGUACAGCUCAGGGAUAUAGCCAAUAUUUUAUAGUAACUAUGGAAUAUAAUCCAUAAGACUGUCAAGCCGCUGUGUUGUACACCUGAAACUACUAUAAUUUUUUUGAGGAUAGGUAAAUUUUAUUUUCAAGAUGAGGGAAUCAUAGAAAUUCUAGUUAAAAUUCUGAAGACCCGAAGUGUGCACAUUGAAAGCAUAGAAUAUUCCUGAGGGAAAAUGGAGUACAUACAAGGUUUAGUAACAAACCUAGAAUAACUGAAGUCAAACUACUAUAAUAUUUAAGUCAGCUUCCUCCAACAGUGAGAGAGAGGAGGGGCUCUGUUCAGCUAGGCUUGCUACAACAAAGAAAGCGAGUGCCCGCAUCCAAGCCCUUCUCUGCCGCCCCACCUGUUUCUGGAUUUCAGAGUACCAUCAGGCUUCAGUUCCACCUUAGAAGCAGAAGGAGUACGUCCCAGCUGCUCUGUUCUCCUUAAGGAGCAAGGACUAAUUCCAAGAAGUAGCAUUUCAGGAUCAAAAGGCACUUUCGGAGGCGGGGCCAUGCUCACGUUCAUGGCCUCUGACAGCGAGGAAGAAGUGUGUGACGAGCGGACAUCACUGAUGUCGGCUGAGAGCCCCACGCCGCGCUCCUGCCAGGAGGGCCGGCAAGGCCUGGAGGAUGGAGAGAGUGCUGCCCAGUGGCUGAAUGUCUCCAUGGAAUUCUCCCUGCAAAGAACUGAUAACAAAGCAACGAGAAGCCAGGAUAGCGAGGAGGACCACGAGGAGGACCCUGACCGCUAUGUCUGCAGUGGGGUUCCCGGGCGGCCGCCGGGCCUGGAGGAGGAGCUGACCCUCAAAUAUGGGGCAAAGCACGUGAUCAUGCUGUUUGUGCCUGUCACACUGUGCAUGAUUGUGGUGGUGGCCACCAUCAAAUCUGUGCGCUUCUACACGGAGAAGAAUGGACAGCUCAUCUACACGCCGUUCACUGAGGACACGCCCUCUGUGGGCCAGCGCCUCCUCAACUCCGUGCUCAACACCCUCAUCAUGAUCAGCGUCAUUGUCAUCAUGACCAUCUUCCUGGUGGUGCUGUACAAGUACCGCUGUUACAAGUUCAUCCACGGCUGGCUGAUCAUGUCCUCCCUGAUGCUGCUGUUCCUCUUCACCUACAUCUACCUCGGGGAAGUACUCAAGACCUACAAUGUGGCCAUGGACUACCCUACCCUGUUCCUGACCGUCUGGAACUUCGGGGCAGUGGGCAUGGUGUGCAUCCAUUGGAAGGGCCCCCUGGUGCUGCAGCAGGCUUACCUCAUCAUGAUCAGCGCACUCAUGGCCCUGGUGUUCAUCAAGUACCUCCCGGAGUGGUCCGCCUGGGUCAUCCUGGGCGCCAUCUCCGUGUACGAUCUCGUGGCUGUGCUGUGCCCCAAAGGGCCACUAAGAAUGCUGGUGGAAACUGCCCAGGAGAGAAAUGAGCCCAUAUUUCCUGCCCUGAUAUAUUCAUCUGCCAUGGUGUGGACCGUGGGCAUGGCCAAGCUGGAUCCCUCUUCACAGGGAGCCCUUCAGCUCCCCUACGACCCAGAGAUGGAAGAAGACUCCUAUGACAGUUUUGGGGAGCCCUCGUACCCUGAAGUCUUUGAGCCCCCUCUGCCUGGCUACCCCGGGGAGGAUCUGGAGGAAGAGGAGGAAAGGGGCGUGAAGCUCGGCCUUGGAGACUUCAUCUUCUACAGCGUGCUGGUGGGCAAGGCGGCGGCCACAGGCAGCGGGGACUGGAACACCACGCUGGCCUGCUUCGUGGCCAUCCUCAUUGGCUUGUGUCUGACCCUCCUGCUGCUCGCCGUGUUCAAGAAGGCGUUGCCUGCGCUUCCCAUCUCCAUCACGUUCGGGCUCAUCUUCUACUUCUCCACAGACAACCUGGUGCGGCCCUUCAUGGACACCCUGGCCUCCCACCAGCUCUAUAUCUGAAGGGAGGCGCGGGCACUGCGGGCUGGAAACUGUAGAAAAUCGUACCUGGACACACUUGUAUAGUUUUACACUCUAGUGUCAUAUAUUUUUAAGACUUUUCUUUCCUUAAAAAAGAAAAAAAGAAUAAAAAAGCGUGUUUACUUCAUGAAGAAGAAGAACCAGCUUUUUGGUGCUAGUUGUUUUGUCACCGGACGGCGGCUCACCCCUCCCGAGCACUGGCUUCACUGACGGAAAACGUGGGAAGUCGGUCCGGAUGCACUGAGGAAGGACGUGGAAGGGGUGUGGGCAAGGCCGCCGCUCUGGCUUCGCAGCAUGGAGUCCUGAGGGCCCCCAAGGAGGAAGGGUGUGUGUGUUUGGGACCAGGAGUUCACGCCCGGGGUGGCACAUAGUGCCUGGUCACUCUGCCCGGAGAAGAAAAGCCGAUUUUCUCUGCAAGGAAAGUCCCAAAUGCUUUGUCUAUGAUGUUGUCAUUAUUUUAUUACCUUUAGAAACGGAGUCCUUGUUGCAGCAGUCACUGCUGGAAAGUGUCUUAAUAUCAAUAAAGAGAUGAAUCCUGUUGGAA